CGCCCGGAGCCGCGCGGGCCGUUGAUUGGCUGGUGAGCCGGCCGCACGCGGAGGAGCCCCAAGAGCAGCUCUGUUGCGACAGAGGCCGAACGGCGAGGCCCAGCUCCCUGAAAGAACAGUAACCUGCCCCUGUGGUCCGCCACCAUGCCCUCCGACCUGGCCAAGAAGAAGGCCGCGAAAAAGAAGGAGGCUGCCAAAGCACGACAGCGGCCCAAAAAGGGACACGAAGAAAACGGAGAUGCUGUCACAGAGCCACAGGUGGCAGAGAAAAACGAGGACGUCAAUGGUCAGGAGACCACAGAAGUGGAUUUGCUGGCCAAGGAGCUGGAGGACUUCGAGAUGAAGAAGGCUGCCGCUCGAGCUGUCACUGGCGUGCUGGCCUCUCACCCCAACAGCACCGACGUCCACAUCAUCAACCUGUCCCUCACCUUUCACGGCCAGGAGCUGCUCAGCGACACCAAACUGGAACUAAACUCCGGCCGCCGUUACGGCCUCAUCGGCCUAAAUGGAAUCGGAAAGUCCAUGCUGCUCUCUGCCAUCGGGAAGCGGGAGGUGCCCAUCCCCGAGCACAUCGACAUCUACCACCUGACGCGGGAGAUGCCCCCUAGUGACAAGACGCCCUUGCAGUGUGUGAUGGAAGUGGAUACGGAGCGGGCCAUGCUGGAGAGGGAGGCCGAGCGGCUGGCUCACGAGGAUGCGGAGUGUGAGAAGCUCAUGGAGCUCUACGAGCGUCUGGAGGAGCUGGAUGCCGACAAGGCGGAGAUGAGGGCCUCGCGCAUCUUACACGGACUGGGUUUCACACCUGCCAUGCAGCGCAAGAAACUAAAAGACUUCAGUGGGGGCUGGAGGAUGAGGGUCGCCCUCGCCAGGGCCCUCUUCAUCCGGCCCUUCAUGCUGCUCCUGGACGAGCCCACCAACCACCUGGACCUGGACGCUUGCGUGUGGCUGGAAGAGGAACUAAAGACUUUUAAGCGCAUCCUGGUCCUCGUCUCCCAUUCCCAGGACUUUCUGAACGGCGUCUGCACCAACAUCAUCCACAUGCACAACAGGACACUGAAGUAUUACACGGGUAAUUAUGACCAGUACGUGAAGACACGGCUGGAGCUGGAGGAGAACCAGAUGAAGAGGUUUCACUGGGAGCAGGAUCAGAUCGCGCACAUGAAGAACUACAUUGCUAGGUUCGGUCACGGCAGUGCUAAGCUGGCCCGACAGGCCCAGAGCAAGGAGAAGACGCUACAGAAGAUGAUGGCGUCCGGACUGACAGAGAGGGUCGUGAGCGACAAGACACUGUCAUUUUAUUUCCCGCCCUGCGGCAAGAUUCCCCCACCUGUCAUCAUGGUGCAGAACGUGAGCUUCAAGUACACAAAAGACGGGCCCUGCAUCUACAAUAACCUAGAGUUCGGCAUCGACCUCGACACACGAGUGGCUCUGGUGGGGCCCAACGGAGCAGGGAAGUCCACUCUUCUGAAGCUACUGACCGGAGAGCUGCUGCCCACAGACGGGAUGAUCCGGAAACACUCUCAUGUCAAGAUCGGGCGCUACCAUCAGCAUUUGCAAGAGCAGCUGGACCUCGACCUCUCGCCGUUGGAGUACAUGAUGAAGUGCUACCCGGAGAUCAAGGAGAAGGAAGAGAUGAGGAAGAUCAUUGGGCGAUACGGCCUCACUGGGAAACAGCAGGUGAGCCCAAUCCGGAACCUGUCUGAUGGGCAGAAGUGCCGAGUGUGUCUGGCCUGGCUGGCGUGGCAGAACCCCCACAUGCUGUUCCUGGACGAGCCCACCAACCACCUGGACAUUGAGACCAUCGACGCCCUGGCCGAUGCCAUCAAUGAGUUUGAGGGUGGCAUGAUGCUGGUCAGCCACGACUUCAGGCUCAUUCAGCAGGUAGCGCAAGAAAUCUGGGUCUGUGAGAAGCAGACGAUCACCAAGUGGCCUGGAGACAUCUUGGCCUACAAGGAGCACCUCAAGUCCAAGCUGGUGGGCGAGGAGCCCCAGCUUACCAGGAGGACCCACAACGUGUGAGCCCCCCAGCCGGGCCGCGGGGCCGCACACCUGCAUUGCUGCAACACCGCUCCCAGCCCCUCCCCCGCCCCCACCUGCCUUAGCUGCACUCUGUGAUCCUGUCUACAGCUGGACAGUGCCUGUCCGUCUCCUGUCCUUCCGAUGGUUUUCGUCCACGUCUGGGCUCAGCUGGCUGUGCCUGCCAGCCACUUGCUGGUUCCUGACCCCAGUGCUGCAGCCGGAGGCACCUGAGGGGUGGCCUGAGGGCCCGCGUCCUGGCUGGCUUGUGAAGGAGCUUAGGGCCCCGGGAUCCGGGUUUUGGUGAUGGAGGAGAGCCCCAGCCCACCGCCCCCACUCCUCUCUGCUUCUGGUUUGGAGCUCUGGGUCAGGGCCUUGGUCCUGGUCGGUUUUUAAAUAAUUAUUUAACAGUGUAACUUCUAGACCUGCGUGACAUCUACAAAGCGUCCAAUAAAGAGAGAAGAAGC
This is a messenger RNA of Artibeus jamaicensis (Jamaican fruit-eating bat), 2483 nucleotides long. It is a transcript of the gene ABCF2, whose product is annotated as ATP binding cassette subfamily F member 2. Gene Ontology annotation, molecular function: ATP binding; ATP hydrolysis activity. The record is from RefSeq and is a predicted model, not a curated record. NCBI's taxonomy places the organism in Eukaryota, Metazoa, Chordata, Mammalia, Chiroptera, Phyllostomidae. The coding region runs from base 145 to 2019 and encodes 624 amino acids. The transcript is spliced from 15 exons.